AACAGCCAUUAAUGGCAAAACCACCGAGCCCAAGCUAGUCCCUGCUGAUAUUGAAGCUUCUGAAAUGCCAGAUUCCAUGACCAAAAAGGGUGGUUUCAUCACCUUAUUCUUCAUUUCAGAUUGGGACUAACAUUUGUGUAUUGUCGGGCACGCAAUAAGCAGGGACACUGUCGGGAGUGAUGUUGUCUGGUUUCGGAUGGUUAGCAAACCUGAUCGUUUAUCUGGUUCAGGAAUUCAAUGUGGAGAGCAUUAAUGCCACUCAAAUUGCCAACGUUGUUCAUGGUUGCAUAAACUUGCUUCCAGUACUUGGAGCAAUCAUUGCUGAUUCAUUCUUGGGAAGUUUUCAUGUUGCUGCAAUUUCUAGCUUUAUAUCUUUUCUGGGGAUGAUUCUGCUGAUUUUAACAGCAAAGCUUAGCUCUUUGAAACCUCCACCAUGCGAGAUUGGUUCAAGCUUCUGCAGAGCUCCAUCUAAACUACAAUAUGUAGUCCUGUAUUUAAGUAUAACAACGGCGUCUGCAGGGUUAGGAGGAAGCCGAUAUACGCUAGCAACAUUGGGAGCAAACCAACUUGAUAAGCCUAAAGAUAAAGAAACUUUCUUCAAUUGGUUCUUCUUCACUGUUAAUGCAUCUAGCAUAAUAAGUUCCACUGCAAUUGUCUACGUCGAGGACAGCAUUAGCUGGGCUCUUGGAUAUACCAUAUGUUUUGCUGCUAAUUUCAUUGCUUUAGCUGUUUUCUUGGCCGGACAACGAUUCUAUCGAUGUGACAAGCCUCAAGGGAGCCCGUUUACUGGUCUGCUUCGUGUAGUUGUCGCUGCUGUAAGGAAAAGGAAGGUCUUGCUCUCAUCAAGAAGUGAAGAUUAUUACCAUGAACACUGCGAAACGAGUAAGGUUAUGCCUGUAACAGCAAAUGGGUGGUUCAGGUUUUUGAACCGAGCAGCGAUGAAAACCGAAGGAGACAUCGAUUCAGAUGGAUUAAUUGCAAGACCAUGGAAGCUAUGCAGUUUAGAGCAAGUAGGAAAUCUGAGAACUGUAAUAAGACUUGUCCCAAUAUGGUCAAGUGGUAUAUUUCUUAUAACCCCGGUAGCAAUCCAAUCCAGCAUUGCAGUUACCCAAGCUCUAUCAAUGGAUCGUCACCUUGGUUCCAAUUUCAAGAUCCCUGCAGCGUCAAUUAUAGUUGUGAUACUAGUAUCCUCAUCCUUCUUCGUAGCCCUGUUUGAUCGUUUCGUAUUUCCCACGUGGCAGAAGCUGACUGGCCGGCCUCUGACGUUGCUACAACGAAUAGGAAUAGGCCACGUGAUCAUUGUCCUAAGCAUGGCAAUUUCAGCAAUGGUGGAGUCAAAACGGCUCAAAACAAUCCAAGAUAACAAGCUUGAAGCACUUCCUGGUGCCAUAGUGCCUAUGCAAGUCUGGUGGUUAUUUCCUCAGCUUGUUGUGAUUGGUAUAGGUGAUGCAUUCCAUUUUCCAGGACAAAUUGCAUUGUAUUACCAUGAAUUCCCAGCCUCUUUGCGAAGCAUCGCGACCGCCAUGGUUUCUUUAGUUGUCGGCAUUGCUUUCUAUGUCAGUACAGCUCUUGUUGAACUAAUCAGAAGACUUACAGGAUGGUUGCCUGGAAACAUAAAUAGUGGAAGGCUAGAUAAUCUGUAUUGGAUCUUAGUUACAGCAGGGGCACUGAAUUUUAUGUACUUUUUAGUUUGUGCCAAGCUGUACAAGUGUCGAAAUAUUGAAAAGGAAGUGGAUGCUAACUCCGGCUUUGAUAUAUAGUGGUGAUCAAGAAACAAAGCUGGAAGGCCUAGUGUGUCUUAUCCCCAAAUCAACCUGCUUGAAAUUUAAGACUCUCAACUCAAAAAAAUCUCAUGGUCAUGGGAAUAUUGGAAGGUUUGGUUUAAUAGAUUAGAAAGAUCUAUGUAGAGCCAAAUACCCUUCAUUUAGUGAUGUUACAUAUUCAAAAAGAAGAAAAUGACAAAAAAGUCACCAUUAAACUCUA
Gossypium raimondii (Peruvian cotton) is the source of this 1983-nucleotide messenger RNA. Its product is annotated as protein NRT1/ PTR FAMILY 2.7. The transcript has 4 exons. The record is from RefSeq and is a predicted model, not a curated record. The coding region runs from base 180 to 1760 and encodes 526 amino acids. Gene Ontology annotation, biological process: transmembrane transport. Lineage: Eukaryota; Viridiplantae; Streptophyta; Magnoliopsida; Malvales; Malvaceae. Gene Ontology annotation, cellular component: plasma membrane. Gene Ontology annotation, molecular function: transmembrane transporter activity.